UCUAAGGUUACCCGUCCGUCCAGAGGAUCACACGAAGCGGAGGUGUGACGUCCCGAGGGCCCUCCGCCGCCCUCAUGCUCUUAUGGCGUCUUUCAAACGGUUCUUGUUUAUUCGUCCGGACACGGACUCACUCUAACACGCUCCCGUGAACUUCAGCCCUGAAAAUCUGACACGGGGGAAUGACAAGCAUCCGAGCCUGCUGGAAUACCUCAGCCAUGAAAACAAGCCGCUCGGACGAUUUAUAGCCGUUCCGAGGGAGGUACCUACACGACGUGCGGGACGGAAGAGCCACACAGAACGAGCUUGGGUUACACUUGUAGUUUGGCUGCUUGCUCAGAGAGGGAACCGAAUAGAGAGCCGAAAAGAAGCGGGUGCGCGGUUCGCCCUCCAUGCCUUUGGCCUGGGAGCAUGGGCCAGGGAGCUAGCACUGCCACUCAGGCACAACUCUUCAACCCAAAUACAGAUGUUGAAGUCGAGGACCAGCAGCACAGCGUAAAAGGUAGUGAUGGCUCCCACACUGGCAGACACACACCCCCGGCCAAACACAAAGGCAAGUUCUCCAACUUCGGCAAGAUCUUUAAGCCGUGGAAGUGGAGAAAGAAGAAGGACACCAGCGAAAAGUUCAAGGAGACUUCUGAGGUCCUGGAAAGAAAAAUCUCAAUAAGAAGGACCCGGCAAGAGCUGAUAGACCAAGGAUUACUAAAAGAACUCCCAGAGAACGAGAGUAAUGACGUGAAAGCUCCCUCAGUAAAGAACGGUCACACACUGCCUGUAUCCGGAGACCGGGUACCAGAGACCGCCCCAGAGAUCAAGGUCAGGACACAUGGCGAUGAACGAAAGAACUUGCUCACACUGGAGCCCGAACGCCGUAUACGGACGGCGUCGGACGUCACCCGCAACCGGCAACCCCUGGACGUGGACGCUCGCAUGCGCAUCUCAUCAGACAGCGACAAGCGAGACCGAGACCGACACAGCCAGGACGAGGUAAGGUACCGUGAACGGAGGGACGACGAAAGAAGGGAGGACCGGGACAGACGCGACAGACGUGAAGACCGGAGAGAAGACAGGGAUCGCAGAGACAGGAGAGAUGAAAUUAGAGACGUCAAGAGAGAUAAAGAGGAGCCGGGGAGGGAGGAAAGAAGGGAUGAGCGAGAAAGGAGAGAUCAGAGAGAACGAAGGGAAGAACAUGACAGACGAGAAGAACCUCAGCGACGGGACAAUCGAGACAAGAGGCCCGACAGUGAAUGGAGAGAAGAGAAAGAAAGAAGGGAGGAACGAAAGCCUGAGCCAGUCAAACAGUUGUCCUUUGAGAAGCCGGUCAGGCCUCAAUCUGAGAUGGAUAUAAGGAGCGGCUUGCAGAAGAGCUCGUCUGAAGUGGGCCAGAGAAUACGUCCGGCUUCUGAAGCUGAACGUAGGACCACGCUACCCCGAAACACACAGCUCGAGGACGACCCCAGGACCCGCAUAGGCUCCGUCGGCGUGCGCUUCACUCCCACCCCUGAAGUGAAGGAGCCGGUGCCUCUACCCAAGCAAGCCAUCCUCCCCCCGAAAUGGCUGAUGUCUUCCUCAGAUUCUGGUCAGGCAUCACCCUCAUCGUCCUCCUCGUCAUCAGUGUCCUCAACCUCUUCGUCCUCCGCUCCACCUAUCGCAAAGCCCCCUCCUCGCACCGUCUCCCUAAUGCCGGUGGACGACUCCUUACGUCCUCUGUCACCUGCUUCCUUAGAACCUUCCAUCCGUUCUGCAUCCCCUGUCCCUUCAGCUCCUAUUUCUAAUACUCUUCCUGCCACCUCCGAUCCCAAAGGGGGUCCCAAGAUGCCACCUGUGCCGCCUCCCAAACCCACCCAUCGCAACAGCAACACAGCACUGCACGACGCAUCUCUGUCACUGCCAGUCCCGAACCCAGUUCCGGCCAAGCGUUCUCCUCCAGUUCCACCUACGAGGAUGACACCUAUCGCUAAGAGGCAGUCGGAAGACGUCUCGUCCGUUCAUAUCGAGCUCCCUGCCAGAAGCUCCUCCCCUAACCUACCCAUCCCCCAAUCAGAGGACAGCAAAAUCCCUGGCUCUCCUGUUUCUGUGGUUUUUCCUGUACCUACCCACAUCCCCCCAUCUCCUCCUCGCACCAUAGUGGACCCUCCGAGCCCUACCACCGAGCCACCCGCCCAUCCUCCAGCUUUGCCCCUGCACAUCCUUAUCCAGCGGGCGCUGACCAGCCCUGGCCCUCUCAACCCAAGUCCAGAUGGCAACCGGAGAGCCCACUCUGCGCUGUUUGAGUUACCACAUGAGAUCAUGGUUGAGACAAGCGUACGCAACUCGCUUCCCGUCACCCUCGAGCCGCUUAGACUGCCUGAAGAUGAUGAUUUUGACAUGGAGGAAGAGCUACGAAAGCUAAACCCAGCUCCUCGACCAACCUGGCCAGUGGAACUAGAACCCAGGAGCAGGCUGGGGUUGGUGGGUGAUCCUGCGGUCACAGUCAUCCCUGAAAAUGCAGAUGCUGAAGAGAGUGGGGAGGAAAGCGAUUCAGAUGGAUCUAUCGUAUACAGAGACGACGACACAGAUGAGGAGGAGGAGGAUGUACCCAUAACUGGUUUGGCGAGCCGCGUGAAACGAAAGGACACUCUGGCUAUGAAGCUGGAUAAACAGCAGGAGAAGGAGGAGAAACAGGGGCAAGAAAACGGCCAUUGGAAGAACCAGGAGCAGUGGGAGGCCAUGCGCAACAUGAUCGGCACCGCUCUCACACGGAGGUUGAGUCAGAGACCAACGCAGCAAGAACUGGAGGAGAGAAACAUUCUGCAAGCCAAGAACGAUGCCGACCGACGAGCAGAAAGAAGCGAGAUCAAACGCAGACUUACAAGAAAGUUGUCCCAAAGGCCCACGGUAGCCGAGCUCCAGAAAAGGAAGAUCCUGCGUUUCCAUGAGUACGUAGAGAGCACAUUUGCGGAAGACUUUGACCGUCGAGGAGAAAAACCUUGGAUUAAACUCACCCCUGCCGAUAAGGCUGCCAUCAGACGGGAGCUGAAUGAUUUUAAGGGUUCAGAGAUGCAGGUCCAUGAGGAGAGCAAGAUAUACACCAGGUUUCAUCGGCCUUAGUCAACACCAACAAGGAUGAAGAGGACAGGAUUCUGGAGCUCCAGAAUAAACCAUGGAAGCUGUCCAAGCAGUGCAGGAUGCAGCUGUAUCUAAGACUUUAGAAUUUUUUGAUUAUUGGGUAUUGCUGUGUAGUGCCAAUCCUCUCGGGGGAAAGUUUUAAUGGACUCUAUGGUUAUGGCUGUGUGGCCGGUUCAUUAGUUGGUGCUAGGACUAAUGACUAACAGCACACAUCCCAGAAAAGGCUGCACAGAUGUUCUGGAAGUUGGAAUUUGGACUGAUUUCAUGGUACACCGAGGCUUUCCGUCCAACAUGGUUGAUUCCUGCAACAUGGUUGCAAACAAACGGUCUAUUUUUUAGAUUAUGCAAACACUGAAUACACACACAUACACACACAUGCACACAAAUAUUUGUAAUCAGGAUGUAGAGUGUGUUUAGCGGUAAUGAUAUUUAUGACAAUUAUGUGGGAUCUUUGUAUUAUGAACAAAAUGUGAUCGAGGUGAGUGAGUUAAAUAGAGAGAGGCUGAGAGUGAGUGGUUGAGUGAGAAAGCAAGAAUAAAUAUGGGUUCCUGCACAUGCUACACACAUGUGCCUUACAUGCUGACACAUGAAUACACUUUUGUACAGCUUCUGGUGGUGCCCGCAACAUUAUACAUACACCGAUCAGCCAUAACAUUGAAACCAGCUCCUUGUUUCUACACUCAUUGUCCAUUUUAUCAGCUCCACUUACCAUAUAGAAGCACUUUGUAGUUCUACAAUUACUGACUGUAGUCCAUCUGUUUCUCUACAUACUUUUUAGCCUGCUUUCACCCUGUUCUUCAAUGGUCAGGACUCUCCCAGGACCACUAAAGAGUAGGUAUUAUUGGGUGGUGGAUCAUUCUCAGCACUGCAGUGACACUAAUGUGGUGGUGGUGUGUUAGUGUGUGUUGUGCCGGUAUGAGAUACAGCAGCGCUGGAGUUUUUAAAUACUGUGUCCACUCACUGUCCACUCUAUUAGAAAGUUUGUAGUGAAGUAUGUAGAGAAAUAAAUUGACUACAGAGAAAUAGAUGGACUACAGUCAGU
Molecule: messenger RNA, 4147 nt
Organism: Trichomycterus rosablanca
Lineage: Eukaryota; Metazoa; Chordata; Actinopteri; Siluriformes; Trichomycteridae
Gene: phactr4a
Product: phosphatase and actin regulator 4a
Exons: 13
Coding region: 409-3087 (892 amino acids)
Biological process (GO): neural crest cell migration; actin cytoskeleton organization
Molecular function (GO): actin binding
Source: RefSeq, a predicted model, not a curated record